AUGAAAUUUCCGAUAGCACCUGAAGGCAUCACUAGCUUGAAGUCACCGCAGCUUCAAAGUUUCUAGCUUUCCUCCACAGAUUAUACAAGUUGCGUUUAUUCAAGCAGCUAUUUAAUUCUUAGAAAAUGAACGACUGACCAGUGCUGGGCCAGCAACACGUUUAAAACGGGUUAUUACGUUUUAAAUGGACGUAAAAACUGACAAGACAGCGUCCACCUUCUAGCUAAAAGCUAACAACAUCCCUCAGCUGGACAUCUCUGCUGCUGUGAAUCUGCUAACCAGCUAGUCCACUCCUGGGUCAGUUUCUCUGUAUCUGAAGAUGGACAAGUUCGUGGUGAGGCUUCCAAAGGGACAACCACUUCCAAAGUCAAAGAGCAAUGAAAAAGUGUACAAACAAACUACUAUUGAAUCUUUACGGGUAAGCCAUCAGUCCUAUCAUGAUUAAAGUCAAUGUUAAUGUUAAACAGGUUUACUUCAUUCAUAAUCUUUGUGUUUCCUACAGAGGGUGGUUGUGAUUGAGGAUAUUUUGCGCUAUAAGUCCAUGUUGGAGCUGCCAGAGCAGAGCAAAGACAACCUGCUGAGCGCCCUGACAGAGCUGAGCAAGAAGAUCCCAUCCAGAGAGGUGCUCAAGUCCACCAGAAUAGGUAAACAAGGGAAAAUCCAAUUCAACUUGACACUCCUGACAAAAGAUAAAAUGAUUACUGAUGUCUUUUUAAAGUUCAGCCUGUAGAAAACACAUUAUUAUAUCAUAUGAUUACAUCUAUUGAUACUGGGGAUGCAGGGGUCAGUCCAGACUUAACCUGUAAUAAUAAUAAUAAUAAUAAAUUUUAUUUAUAACCCGGUUUAACAGGAGCUCAAAGAUGCCAUACAAAGGAAAAGAAGAAAAUAAAUGGAAAAAACACAAUUUAGAAUACAGAAAUUUUUGAGAAAUAAAACCAAUAAUGUAAAAAUUUAAAAAGACACAGUAAAAGAACUGUUCAAAGGUUAAAAGCCAAUUUAUAAAGGUAUGUUUUUGAGAGUGAUUUAGAGGUGUAAACCUGGAAGAGUGAUGUGAAGGAGGAGUACUUUUUUUUUCAUCGCAGCAUCAGCCUCCGCCAUCAUGCUUUCAACACCACACUGAGAGUUGAACAGCAUAUUCUGCCCCUGCCCACCAUUCCUAUCAUUUGGCAGGGAAAUAUCAUAAUCUGAGGCACAUGUGUAACAUUAGUGCCAACCCAAGAUAUCAUUUUUCAGUGUUAUAUCUUUUUAAAAACGUAGCAUAACCAAAAUCAUGUUUUAAUCCAAUUGGCUUAAAUCUUUGGGGACUUAAUAAGGGAUUGUUAAGGAUUGUUAAACCACUCCUGCACAACCUUCUGGAUCCGUCCCUGUAGUGGUGAAUCACUAUGUAUAUGUAUGAAUAUUAAGUGGGAGUCCUUGAAAGAUGUAUACCCGUACACUUAAUUAAGUCAGUUUUACCUGUGAGAAUGAGUUAAAUUCAUGGAAUGAACAUUGAUAUUUGCUUAACUCACCUCAUUUAGGUCGGUAAUGGCAGCAUGGUAUAUGGGUGUCUGGCCUGUCACUGUUGAGAUUGCCAGAAAAACUGUCCCUUGAUUACAAAAAAUAAGCCUAGACUCAAGAAAAAGAGAAUAACAAAUUCAAUAUCAUAGCUUUGUUAUUCUGGGAUUUUGAGAAAUUUACUGACAUUGAAGGAAAGCAGCUGGUAAUGACAACAAAAAGAAAACAAUUUUCCAAAAAAGGAAAGUAUUUAUACAUGAUAACUUCAAUCUUUUGUAAUAUUUAGUACUCUCUUAUACUGUGAUUAAACUUCUGGUUCAUCCCCCACUUUCCAAGCUGUGUCUUCCUCCUGACACACUUCUCAUCUAAUUCUGGUUGCAGUAAUUAGUUCAGCCCAUGAUGAAAAACCUCUCCCCCCUUUUAAGGUCACACUGUCAACAAAAUGCGAAAGCACCUGGACCCUGAGGUGAGCUCGAUGGCAGCAAAAGUUUACACAGAGUGGAGGACGUUCAUCGAGGAGAAUUCCAAUAAGCCGUCCAUUGAGGUGCGCUCCGACAAACAAUCUGAAGGACUCCGAAGCAAUGCAAGAAGACUAAUGUCUGAGGCCCUGGAGGUCAAGGUGAGAAAAGAUGAGUCUGAGUAAAGCCCUAAGCAUCGGACAUCUCUUUGUAUUCAACCUCCUCUGAUAUCCCACUCCUCAUUUACAUUUUACUUUAUAUGUAUGUUACAAGGAGCUGCAGUGUGUUGAAACCUAUAUAUGGCUUCAAAGAUAAAUCCCCAUCAUAUGCAUGAGUUGCAGCUGUUUGCAGCCUGUUCCCUUAUUGCUGUAUCUUAUAAAUGUUUAAAGACCUUUACCGAAUCAAUAAUGUCUUCUUAAAAUUCAGCAUACAUUAUCCAUGCAGCAAGCAGCACUUCAAUGUUUAAUCAAAUUAACAUACUUUUGCCAGCUUUAAGUGGCUUUUUAUGCUGUGAAAAAACUAUAUGGUGGCUGCAAUGACUUUUUUAAAAAUUGUUUUAUCUUACCUGCAGGAGGGUUCGGGUCUCAUUGACAACAUUGAGAGAGAAGUGUUUCACCAGAGCUCCCGGUUAGUAAGCAGCUCGUACAGACGGACGGUCAGGGCGCUGGUGUUUGCGUUCAAACACAACCCUGAAACCAGGACUCAAGUGAAGGACAGCACAUUAUCAGUCAGCCAGCUGGUCUCCAAGUACAAGAAGUGAAUAUUUCUGAAUCAGCUGUGCCUCCUACUACAUAUUGAACACUUUUGAUUCUUUUUAACUUGAAAUUUUAUGCAGGUUUAUUUUUUGACACAUACAACUUUAUCUUGAACUUUUUCUAUACUUUUAUUUUCUAUUUUUGCAAAGGAAAUAUAAAACAUGUUUACAUGUCAUUUGUGGCACAUCAGUAGACUUUCACUGUUUUUAAAACGAACAAUAAUGUUGGUGGGAUUAUUGUGCCACCUGUGUACUUGAAUCAUGAUUUUUUCUGCUUGUAAGAGUCUCUCAUGUUGUUGAUUUGCCUUUUUUUAAAUACAAAAUUAUGUGGUACAUCUGAAAAAUCCAUCAUUAGAGUCCUUUCUUAAAGCAGCACCAGCCAAAUAAUAGCAAUCACCAUGAGAAUUACAGCCAGAACACAGAUGCUAAUGAAGACGAUAUCACUCAGGUCAUGCGGUUCGGCUUCUGGACCCCCUGUAUCGCCACCACUGUCGUUGUCAGUCUGCUGAGCCUGCUCCUCCAGACGACGCUCCUCCGCUGAAAUGAUGGACACUGAUGCUAUCUUCCGCAGUGCAUCACACUGCACCUUAUAUUCCUGCACAUUCUGCUGCUUCCCAUCAGAGAAAUCGAUAUAGAGUUUGUUUACCAGCACAGUGAUGUUCCGAUGUUUCUGUAAGGGAACAAGAGAUGCAGCUUUAAUAGCUGUAAAAAAAAAAAAAAUCAAUAUCUACAACUGAUAAAUUAUUGUAAAUCCUCCCAGUAAGUAAUUUAAGACUGGGUCUCAUCACCUGGCCUACAGUCCCACAGUUGACAAAUUGGGCAAGUAUCUUGUAAGAGGUUGCUGUCAGCUGGGCUGCACAUGUUGGGUUCCCCAGAUAGAUCCUCUCCCGGUCUAGUUGAGGUAAAGACUGCUGAGGUAUCAGAAUGGUGAAUUCUGAUCUGGUACAGCUAACGUUUACAGGUACCACUUGGAAUGAAGAGAGAAAAACAUAAAAGUUUAGACUUUUCCUCGACUGCACAGAUAAGAAAAAUAAAGAGAUAAUGUAAAGAUAAUGUUUUUGUUUGAAUUUUAAGGGUUAUGGCUUACAACUCGUGAAAAUCCACUAUGUCAAAACAUUACAAUAUCGUGGAAAAGUCCAGUUUCUUGUCAGUUAUUUCAGUCCUAAAAAGAGCUCUAAUCAGCUACUGAACUCUGAACACCUGCAAAGGUUUACUAAAGAGUGGACUGAGGCUUAAGUCAAAGCAUCAAGAGCCACUACACACAGAUCUGUCCAGAAAAUGGGUUUCAAGUAUCGUGUUCCUGUUGUCAAGAUUCUCUUAAACCAGAGAUAAUGUCUAAGCGUCUCACCUGGACUAAGAAGAAAAAGAACUGGAGUUGUUUGUUUGAGAUAAAGUCAAACCAAACUUCUGACUGUAUGACAAAAAGCAGGAGUCGUGACAAGAGGGGAUGGCUUAUAUCUCUGUCUUAAAUGAGUUUCCACAAGAAGCCAAUUUUCUGCUUUAUAUCUUUGGUUUUUAAUCUCAUAUUUCUGGAUUUUAGGGGUAGUUUUUUUUCUUUCUUUUAUAGUUGACAGACUUUUAUAAGACUCCUACUUAACUAUUUUACCUCCGAGAUAAGAAGCAGUGAAUCCUCUGUGAGCCUCAUCUCGGUCUGUGCUGAGUACCACCAGCAGCUUAUUUCCCUUCGACACCAGAAAGGGAGGCUUUUCCCGACCGCACCAGCGCCCCAGCAGCGUAUCGGUCUGACUGCCCCCGUCGUAAACUGCGAUGUAGUCGUAGUCGCACUCGUCUGACAAGCUGUUGCGGUCCUCCAGGUCCAUGAUGGGGAAGUAGAGCUUGAUGCGGUAUCCAGCUGCAAGUGUGAUGCUCCAGUGGCAGUUGAUGUUGUUGGGGUAGAUGUUUGGGAAGUGAGGGCUGCUGAAGUUGCCGCUCACAGCUGAAAGGACCUGCUGGCAUUCACCUGUUGAUUUAAGGUAAGUUACUAAACUUUAUUUAUAGUGGUAGACAUCUGUAGCACAUCACACUUACACUGAAAAAUUGACAGUAUCAGGAUUCCUCCAGGUCCCUCUGAAAUUGUAUGUCAGGAUUUAAAUCUCUUUGUUUAAUGCUCAGCGGAGGCAACAGGGAUUGUAUUUGCUCAGCUGUCAAAAAGUAAUCCUGCUGCAUUUAAAUUGAAUUCAAGUCCAGGCAUUGACUGGACCACUCAAGGACUUCCACUUUCUUGUUCCACUGUGGGAAGGAUGGUGUGAGACAGAGAAUGAGCUCCUCUCGGCUUAGCUCGGAGAUUGUGAUCAACUUUGAGGCAGAAGUGUUCAAUUUUCUUCCCAUCAGGUGACAGUAUCUUUUGUGCAAUGUUCUGAAUCUUGUACUACAUUGUUUGAAACCUCCAGUGUUGGAUAAUAUGUCCAGUUUCUUUUUACCCCCAGUGUUGAACAUUGAUCCUGUAUUGUGUCCUCUUGUCCAGCUCAGGUUUUAGCAGCUCUUUGACAGCCCCCAGCUGGGAUAUAGAUCUCAGAGUGACAUUGAAAGGCUUUGUCAAAUUUAGUUUUACUUGAAGACAUUUCAAAGAACUCAAUAAUACCUUCUGCUGUGAAUUUCCUAUUGUAAUUCAUUUAUCACACCAGACUCACCCACCUGAGUAAUAGUAGGCCUUGAACCCACGUCCACCGAUGUUGAAAUCCGACUUGAAGACUACCAGAAGCUGGUUGGAGGUGGUGACAGUGUUUGGGGGUCUAUCCGCCCCGCAGUAUUUGCCCAGGUGGCGGUGGGUGACCGUCGGGCCAUCAAACAUUGCCACAAAGUCAAAAUUACAGCCUUCAUUAUUUUCCAGCUGGAAGUCCAAGAAGACCAACGUGACCACGCUGGUGUUGGACACGUGGAUGGUCCAGGAGCAGUCUGCAUUGUUGCUGUACUCCCGAGGAUAGCCUGGACUGGAGAUGACUCCUGAUAGACCAGUUAGGACUCCACCACACAUAUCUGGAAAGCAUGAAAGGUAGAAUUAGGCUCACAUUAUCAUGAAGCCCAUUAGAUGGAUUGUUGUUCAUGGUCCCCAAAGGAUGAACCACAGUAACAUCGACUGGGUGAAACAUCUUUGGCAUGUCACCUAUUUUGCCCAUCAGUGUAAACUUUUAACACCUCUUGAAUCAAUUGUUGUGGCAUUUCAAGAUCUCGGUUCAUUGUCCACUGAGGACUUACUUCUACUACCAUAAAAUUUUAUCCUCUUUGAAGGGAAACAUCUAGAAAAAGAGGUUGUCUAUCUGCUUAGCAUCAAAGUUUGGUAGGUAUAUUCAAGGUUCUCAGAGGAUUGUCAUUCAUGACUUUAUUAAUACUUUGAAAAAAGGAAAUGGCAAUUUGGCACAUACUGUAUAUUCAAUGUCCCCAGAGGCCAGUCCCUAUUAUGUUUUAAACACAACCUUCUUUGGCUUCUCUAUAAGCUGUAACCUCAUUGGUUUGACUGCAGUAUCUCAGCAAGCAUUGACUGGAUUGCUUUAAAGAUUGGUGCACACAUUCAAGGUCCCCAGAGGAUGGAGACCAAUCACUUUGGCUGCUCCCUGACUAACUGUAAUCACUCCAUUAUUACUGGAUAGAUUGCCAGGGAACUUGGAUAAGAUAAUCAAGGUCCCUGGAGGAUAAACCUUUAUUAUUUUGGGUUAUUCUCUUAUGACACCACAAUGAGAUUGACUUCUUGGGUUCUGUAAAGCUUGCUAUGUAUAUUAUUGAUCCCCAGAGGAUGAACUGCAAUAACUUCAGCUCCCUGGCCCAUCUCCUAUAUUUAGCACUGUCAGGUCAAAUUUCAUUUUCGUCCCUCACCUCAUUAAAAACCUGUCGGAAACUAAUGACAUCAUCUUUAAGCAUGCUUUGUUAGCCCGCUAACACUUCACAUGGGAGAUGAAAAUGUAAAUGUGAUAGCAUGCUGAUGUAAGCACUUCUUCGCCUCCGAUCAGCCUCAUAGAGCCACUAGCAAGAGUCUGGACUGUUUUCAGUCUUUUUGAUGGAUAACGUUUUGGUGAGUUUUAAGUUCUCCGGUGAGAUUAGGAUCAAGAUUUUAUUGCCAGACAACAUCAGCUCAAGAAGUAGGUGGUUAGCCAACAGAUUCCUGUCACACUGUGUCAUUUCUUAUGAUAUUACCUUUUCUAUAGCCAACACUGAAUCCCCUUUGGGCCACGUGGCGGUCUGAAUGGAAGAUGAUUGACAUGACAUUCCAAGAAGAGGUGAACUGUGGUGGGGAGAUGUCACCACAAAAUAUCCCAAGGAGGUUCCCCUCGUCCUCGGAUAUGCCAUUAUAUAUCUUGAUGUAGUCGUAAGCACAGCUGGCAUGGUACUCUAGUUCAAAGUGGUGAAAGGUAAGAAGGACAGAGGAACCCUCCGCUACCACUAUAAGCCAGGAGCAGUCGAUGUUGUAAGGAUACAAGCCUGGGAAGUUUGGACUGGAGAUAUUCCCAGAUGGAGCAGAGAGGAUCCCUCCACAUUUGACACCUGACAAUUGCAAGAAAGGGGGUUUAAUUUUAGCUCAAAGGAAACAAUACGAAGAAGUGUUGAACUCUUUCCUGCUUAAUUAUUUAUCUGGCUAUUUUUUCCAGCAUCCUGGUGCAACCUCUGAGAAAGUAUAACCAGCUGACAGUGAGCAACUGAGACCCAGCUCUUGCUAAAUACACAGCACCUUUUAGAUAAAGUGCCUCCAUCAAAUUUAAGUUUCGAAGCAUCAGAAUAACAAAUAGCGACUUACCUUUUUUAGAAUAAGCCGUGUCAACAAGCAGGAGAAAAUGAAUCAGUGUAGCCGCCCAGAGACUCAUGUUGUUAUUGUUGAUUCAGCUUUUGUCACACCUCAGCUGAGAUACAUGCAGAGGGAGACAACGGCAGUGUCAGAGCGCAGAGCCUUGACACAUCAGCGUCGGUGCCUGUAGCGGUAAUAGGACUUUGAAAAAUUCAUUCACUGCCUGAAUGAGGAACCUGAUACCUACCCGGGCCACGCUUUGCCCUCUUCUCUAAAUUUUAAUGACUGAUAUCCAGUGAGCAGGGGUGGCUUGUCAGGACACUGUUUGGAGAGAUGCUAUACAUUUUUAAUGAUGGUCAAACAGACACACAGUGAGCAGCAGCUGUGAGUGGAGUUGAUAAAAGAGACAGGAAGAAAGAGGGGAUGAUCACAUUUGUCAGUAAUAUAAAUGGCUUCAUUACAGCGACGUAGGGAAGAGAAGAGCACAAAACUAUUCAUGUGUUGGAGCGUGGAGACUUUGCUUUUAUCUUGAACAACCAGAUUAAGCCCAACAGGAAGUCAUCUGAUCUUAACUUUGGAUGGAAAUCAAUGAGGAAAUGCACAGUUGUCAGGAGUGAGAUGUAGGACCAUAUGUUUUGUUGAUAUUGAUGAUAUUGUGUUUCACACUUGAAGAUUUUAAGCAUAGCAGCCCAUUUGCAAAAUAGGAAGUGCUGAUUUGAUACUAGACACUUCUAUUUACUAUCAUCACUAUCUUGUUAAGAGACAAUUCAUGACUGAACAUCCAAGAAAGUGCAAUAAAGUUUUUAAAAAUUAACAUAUUUCUGUUUGCAGACAAGGAAUUAGAACCAAUUUUUUGAUCAAAGUCAUAAAUUGGCAUUUUGGGAAACAUGCUUGUACAAAAAUGUCAAAACCCAAUAACAACUAUCAGUAAUUCUGAAUGGCAAGAGCAACACCAGGGACAACCUGAUCACAUACACUAUAUCAAAUCAAUCUGUGAAAGCGCUCUGGCAUUUUUAUUAAGUUUUUUAUUCAACCUACUCCUGGUGACAAUGUGUGAAAGAGGCUUAUUUUUUGAUAGUCUCAGUAAUCAGUAGGGAGGACAUUUUUAAUAUAACUCUUAGUAUCUUCAGGAAACACAAACAAAAGGAGAGAAAAAGGCAAGAGGAACAUCCCUGUGGGCAACAGGGAUGUUCAGACUCACAAGGAACUAAGAGAUGAUAAUAGAUGCUAAGCAAACACAAACUGUAGUCUGGGCUCUGGCAGUGUUACAGGACUGGUUGAGUGAGGAAAAGCAUAAAAGUUGCAGGGGGAGGACCUUUCAAAAGUGCAUUAUAUACAUUUUCUUCAACUAUCAGUUAGGGUUGGAUAUCAAAUUUUCACCUCAUGAUUAUCAUGGACAUUAAACAUUUAUGAAAAUUUUUAAAGUGAAACAACACAAUCAGACAAUUAAAGAAAGGAAAGACAAAGAUGGGGCAUCACAUUACUUCAUACACAAUUGUAUAUUAUGCUUUUAUUUUGGCUUUUUUUCUUAUUAUUAUUUUUUAUUAAAUUAUGAAUGUUUAAAUAUUUCGUAGUCUGAAGAGGCAAAAGAUCUGAUGUUGUUUUUUGAUUACUAACAAAUCUUGGCUCUUAGUCUUAAAAGUGCUGAAUCAUCUCUUAGAGGGCUGCUACAGCUAGCUCUUUAGCAGGCUGCUGCUUCUCCUUCGUCUAUCCUCCAGUUACCAUGAUGUGCCGUUACCAGCUCAAAGAUCACUACUGAACUGUAAGCUUAUUUUUAGUGCAGUAUUGAUGUAUGUAUACCUAAUUGUUAUCAUCAAUACUGGUAUAUUGCAACAGCUCUAUUCUCAAUAACACCGCAAGAAAAUUGUUGCCAUGUAACCACUACCAACAGUUAAUCUGAGGGCCUAUUUUGUCUCUCUUGUUCGUGUCAGGAUAAAGUAAUGUGAGUGGGUGGUGAUGCAAAAUAGAAUCCCGUCAAUGUGAAUAAGGGUUCCUCACAUCUCACUCCACAUCAUACCCUACCUACGUACAUGUGCUUUUAGACACAGCGGGUCAUAAUUGCAGUUAUUUUCCUCAGCAGGAGCAGUUACACUUAGGUGUUAUAUUGUUAUGAAAUAACUACCAUCUUGUCUUGAGGUUACAGCUCAGGGCAAAGUACAGCUUUGACUAACAGUUUUCCUCUUUUCACUCUUUUUAGGCGAAACAAGCUAGAUGCUGUGAAGCUCCUAUGGACUCAUAUGAAAGAGAGAGAUACUCUGUUGUCCCCUGAGGGGAAACUUGGGCAACAGUGCAAAGUAACAUACAGCUCAGUUCUUCCCAUCUCUCUCAAACAAUGUGCUUGAAUACACAAACUAAUGGUGACAGAUGGUAAUGAUGAUAUCCAGUUCCUCUCAGGCCAACAUCAAGGGGUGAAAACACAGGAAUCCUGAUGCUAUGCCAUGCUCAAUCUAUCUCAACACAAAGAGCACAUCCCAAUACAUAUUGAUUUAACAUUUGUUGUCCAGUAAACAAAGGGUUGAGGUUCAGAGUCGACUGUGCACAGUUGUUUUGUUGUGAGCUUUAAAUUGCUCUUCAGUAAUGAUGCUUCAUUAAAGCCCUCUCUGUUGCAUUAUGUGUUCUAUGUUUGUGAUUUAGUUUCAAUUACAGUUUUGAAUGUUUCAUUAUGUACUAAUUGAACACAGUAGACAUACGUGCAUUACGACUCAAAUGGAGAGUUAUCUUCCUCUCAUUAUGUAAGCUACUUUAAUGCAAAUUUUGUAUACAGUCUUAUCUGAGAGGAAUACUCUUAGACAAACAUUUUGCUGUAUUUACUAAAUGUCGAUCAUGUCCCAUGACUCAUUCCUCCUAUUUUGGCAGUUUUAUCGCUGAGAAAUGCAGACACAUAUAAACAACUAUAAUCCUGACUGGAUGGGAUGUAUAGCAGACAGGGAGAUAAAGUACUCUUACUAGAAACCUUUUCUGCAAACAAAUGCUUAUUAUUCCAGCAGUGCUGUAAAGGCAGAGCUUUUAGAGUGAAUAUCUAAUGGCCUCAGUGAUGAUAGCUAGAGCACAGAGAGCCCUGCUAGAUGGUGCUGUUGCACUAUGGGAGCACAGUGAAAAUCACCAGCUUUUAAAAAGUCACUCUGAGCUCUAAGCUGAAAUAAAUAAGGAUGUGAUUAAAAUCAGUCAAGUGUUUUUCACACAGCGGUUCCUGGAACUAAAAUGAACCGCCUUGCCUUUGAAUUUUAAUUCUGUCCUCUCUGAAAGCUUGUCAUUGUUCAAGGAUGUGGAUAUUGGGCAGUGCUGAAAUGUGUUUCAGAAAGAUAUCAUUUGUUUGGAGCAAUUAAAUCAACUAUUAGAGAGUAAAUACUCAGAAAACAAAUGAGGGAACUGCUGGAAAUUUCCUUCAGAAUAAAGAGAAACUUCAGAGAAACAAACAGGAGGCUUUUGACCCAGCUCUUGAGGCUUAAUUAAAUGAUGUUAGUCCAAAAAUACAUGAAAUGGGUGUUGGUUACAACUAAUUUUAUUCAGCAGUAUUAAAAUCUCAAUCAUGGACACCCUGAAUUAAACACUGAUGGGAUUUAGCCAGUUGGCAGGUGAGAGGAGUGACUAUAAGUGUCUCAAUGUGUUUAUGUUGCUGUGGGAUGGGGUACUUGACAGCUAAAGCAUCUGGCAUCAUUUGAUCCGGAAAAAAAAAUAAAAAAAGAAGCAUGGAGGCACAGGAUGUGAAUGUUGAAA
Molecule: messenger RNA, 11137 nt
Organism: Xyrichtys novacula (pearly razorfish)
Lineage: Eukaryota; Metazoa; Chordata; Actinopteri; Labriformes; Labridae
Source: the annotation of a GenBank genome assembly